Molecule: messenger RNA, 3750 nt
Organism: Pieris macdunnoughi
Lineage: Eukaryota; Metazoa; Arthropoda; Insecta; Lepidoptera; Pieridae
Source: the annotation of a GenBank genome assembly
AUGCAUUUUUCGAUCUGUAGGAACGUGCUGGCUGGUCACAGUGGAGUGAGUGGUCACUAUGUUCAAGGACGUGUGACGGAGGCGUUUCAAGACAGCUUCGAACCUGCUCAUCACCAGUUGGUUGUAGGGGAGAGCCAGUCCGGUACAAGAUAUCCAUGCCGCGCAAACGUGUCUCUUCUAGAAGAAGACAUAUGGAGGGAGCAGCAGUGUAGUGCACAUGACAAUACUCCUUACGGCGGUGAACUCUUCCACUGGCGUGCUCAUCGUGAUGAUGCUGAACCUUGUGCGCUGACAUGCCGGGGAACUCCACAACAUUCCGGCUUAAAGCCUGAACCGACAGUAACGUUGGAUGAUGAGGAUCGUGUAGUGGUGGCUGUACUGGCUCCCAGAGUAUCGGAUGGUACAAGAUGCCGGCCUGGUAGCCUUGACAUGUGCAUUGAUGGACGAUGUCAGCGCGUCGGCUGCGAUCUACGGGUCGGGUCAACCCGGCGAGUGGACGAAUGCGGUGUCUGCGGCGGCGAUGGCUCGUCCUGCUCACGGCCGCGUUACCACUGGCUGUCUACACCUGGGUCUUUAUGUUCAGCAACUUGUGGGGGAGGGUAUAAAAUGUCGCUAGCUGUGUGCAGGGAUCGAUUGACGGGUUUAGAUGCUCCAGAACAACUUUGUGAUGGAUCAAGCAAGCCUUCCUCGUCUGUGGUGCGAUGUAACAUGCAUCCAUGUCCAUAUAAGUGGUACGUUGGUGAGUGGUCAUCAUGCAGCAUGACAUGUGGUGGUGGAGUUCGAACAAGAAGAGUUUUGUGUGCCAGGUCAGCAAAUGUUACACGAGCUGACACUUACGAUCCAGAAUCAAGCUCAGAGCCGGGUUGCGUGACUCCACCCCCGCGGUCUACACAGGACUGUAAUGAGCAAGAAUGCCCGACUUGGAUUGCUGGCGCCUGGUCAGGGUGCUCAGUAUCCUGUGGUGAAGGAGUACAAGUAAGAGGCGUGGAAUGCUCCCCUUCGGGUGGAAUGUGUGAUCCCUCCACCAGACCUGAGAUAUCCAGGUCGUGUUCCACCGGUAUCAGCUGUCCAGCGUAUCGCCAAAUGGAGUUACCUGAGGAUGAUAUAGAAGAUCUGCUACCAGGAGUAGUAUAUCACACUCAACCGCUAAUACAGCCUUAUCCACCACCUCAAGCGAAGGCUGAACAGCUCAUUGGAGAACCGGAUGUUCCAGUAGAGGCUACCAAUUUCAAAAUAUUCUUUGCGUGUGGCUGGUUGUAUGUAAGCUACAUCAAGGACGAUGAAUGGGGCCCGUGUAGUGUUACUUGUGGUGAAGGAUGGAGGAAAAAGGAGGUCCACUGCAAGAUAUUUCUAGAAUUCAGUAGAACGAUAGCGAAACUACCAGAUAGCAAGUGUAUGGGUCCUAAGCCUACCGAGGAAACACAGAGAUGUGUCAUGGAACCCUGCUCGAUGGCAUAUGGAACAUCGUUUGGAGACUCCAGUGCCCCGUCAUAUGGAGGGGAUAGCAGAUCUCUAAUAUUUGGAACUUCGAGUAACAUUCGAGUAGCUCCGGGUUCGCCCGGGAAAUCCUAUUCGUGGAAAGAAAAGGGAUAUACUAGUUGCAGUGCGUCUUGUCUAAGUGGUGUACAGGAACUAAUUAUCCAAUGCGUGAGAGACGAGGAUGGGAAAAAUGCAUCUCCAUACAUGUGCGAUCCACUUACGAAGCCAGAAAACAGAGUCAGGACCUGCAAUGAUCACCCGUGCCCGCCCAGGUGGAACUACACAGACUUUUCCCAGUGCACAAAGUCUUGUGGCAUUGGUAUACAGACGAGAGAAGUCACAUGUAUUCAUGAGGUAACCCGGGGGGGAACAAACACAGUAGUGGUACCCAACAGUAUGUGCCCCCAGCCACCUCCACCUGAUCGUCAAUACUGCAACGUCCUUGACUGUCCUGUGCGAUGGCAUAGUGGAGACUGGACCAAGUGCUCUAAAACCUGCGGAGGAGGGGUCAAGCAAAGAGAGGUUAUAUGUAAACAAGUAAUGGCCCAAUCUCAUGUGGUAGAGCGCCCUCCCUCACAAUGCAGCUCUCCACGACCUGCUUCAACCAAACCCUGCAAUAGUCGACCAUGUCUUUUGGACACUUCAGCGCCAGAAAUAUCCCUGGCUAACUCGUCAUAUAUUCAACAUGACCCUAAGAAGAAAAAGGUAACAGUUAAAGUUGGUGGAUCAGCGACAAUAUUUUAUGGGACUCAAGUAAAAAUAAAAUGUCCUGUUAAAGGAUACAAUAGAACCAAAAUACAGUGGGCGAAGGAUAGUCAAAUAAUAUCGAAGUCUAAAAAGUAUAAGAUAUCGAAAAAGGGCGCACUACGGAUAACGUCCUUAUCACUACGAGAUCAUGGAGUCUACACAUGCGUAGCUGGAAGAUCGAGUGCAAACCUUACAUUAUUGGUCAAACCUAGGCCUGGAGAAUUCCCUUCCAGUGAGGAAAUAGAGAGGCACAAAGCGUUAGACGAGCCGUCUUCACCAUUGGCAGACCGAGCCGAUGGGCGCUAUCGGGCAAUGAUAGGCGGAAGAUCAGACGAUCAAUCGCAUGAACAGAGACCGGGAGAACAGAAGAAGAAUUAUAAGGGUAGACAAAAAGGCAAAGUUGAUAAAGUUCGAGACGCGUUAUACGGAAGUGCAAGUACGAGUACGAAAGCCUCGCCGAGCUUCAACUCGCAGGCCCGAGACAUCUAUGAUGAGAAUGAGGAGAGUGCUAUAUCAUCCCGGAUGCUCCCGCCCAAUAGCAGUGGCGCCUCACAACUCUUGCCGUGUCUGCAUUUCCUUGUCAUGCAACUUCAGAUGUUCUGGAAUUUUCAGACCACAGGCAAUUCGAGAGGUCAAAGAAUGGCAGAUCCUGUUUUAAUGUACCAAAAUUACGGACCACCGACGAAGACUCGCAUCGUGAGCUUUGAUAGCAAGCAAAUCGUCUUUCCCGAAGACGAUGACUCUGAUAUCAUCAUCGUUAAUGAAGAUUACCAAAAGAAUACGCUAGAAGAACGCCUGGAUGUUGGUGAUUUGAUUGAAUCCACAACUGUUACGGAAAGGACACUCCCAAGUGACGCCCAUGAAUACACCUGGAUGACAACUGACUGGUCGCCGUGCAAUGCUCCCUGUGGUGCAACAGGUCACGAAGUUAGGGGAGCGGUCUGUCAGCAUAAAAUAGGGAAUGAAACGGCGACAGUGGAGACGGAAGAAUGUCUGACAAGGAUAGCAAUACAACCGACUGUUCUUCGCGAAUGUGUCGGCCGCAGUUGUGCCACUUGGAGUAUUUCUUCCUGGUCUCCUAUUCGAUGUUUGUCUAGUGGAAUUGCGAUAUCUCGACGUCGAGUUGAAUGUGUAGCGGAUAACGGAACUACACUAGCGGAUCCUGCGUGCUCGUUCUCUUCUCGCCCUGAGAGGACUCGUCGGGAGGCAGUCCGGUGCCAGCCUGUUUGGGUCGUGGGAUCUUGGAGUAAGUGCAUAGGAACCUGCGGUGUGACAGGCAGACAACACCGUGUGUUGCGUUGCGUAUGGCGGUUCCCAGACAUGCGCAGGCGCGCCAAGAAAGAACGCCCUGCUGCACUUUGUACCGGCGUUAGGCCAGAUGUUGCCAGGGAAUGUCACAUGUCUUGUAAUCAAGCAGAUGGCGUGUGCAAAGACACGUCCCGUUUCUGCGAAAACGUACGCGCAAUGAACAUGUGCGCAGUACGUCGAUACAAGGAGCAUUGUUGCAAAACUUGCGACGAUUAA